This is a messenger RNA of Epinephelus moara (kelp grouper), 5153 nucleotides long. RefSeq names its product myomesin 1a (skelemin) (gene myom1a). Gene Ontology annotation, molecular function: protein binding. The transcript has 38 exons. The record is from RefSeq and is a predicted model, not a curated record. NCBI's taxonomy places the organism in Eukaryota, Metazoa, Chordata, Actinopteri, Perciformes, Serranidae. The coding region runs from base 194 to 4732 and encodes 1512 amino acids.
UUUGUUCAGUGGACUCCCGUCCUGUCCGCUGCCCCUCACCCUGCUGCUUUGCCCGGAUCUGGAUUCGCUUUAGCUACUUUGGGAAUUAACACACCCUUUCUCUGACUUUCAACUGUGGAUUGGUGAAUUUCUAAUUGUGAGCUGGUUAAAGUAAAGAACAGUCAACAUUAAAGUUGGCGGAGUGGCCCUCGGGAUGUCAGGAUCAGUACAAGUGACGCAGAAGCUGCAGCGUCUGCACCAGCAGCAGGAGCAGCAGCAGCAGCAUCAGCAGCAUCACUAUGAGAGCCGCUCUUACCUGAGCACCAAGUCGUCUGUUAGCAAGAAGUCGUUCGCGGCUUACAAGACCACCAGCCGUCGCCUGAAGACUACUGUGAAGACAGAGAAGGGGCAGGAGGUAGUUAAACUGAGCCCGCUACCCAAGAGAGCCAAACGCACCUACCUGGCGAUGGACUUGGACAAGGAAGUUAUCGGCUAUGUCAUUCCCGUAUUCAGAGCCAAUCAUGAGGUUGUUCGUGGUCUGAUGGAGGCUCGGGAGGAAGAUAUGACGGAGGAGGGGAUUAGCUAUGUGGCCAUGAGGAACCUGUUUGUGAGGGAGGCCAGGGAGGCUAUGGAGGUUAGAGUGGAGAAGAAAACCAGAUCAACGCAUAUCAGGGAGUCUGCUGAACGCAUGAGACUGGGCCAGACGAUGGAGGAGUGGACAGAGUUCCGUAGGAAAAUGAACCCAGACAGCCUGAUGCACCCUCCAGAGUUUAUCAUCAAGCCCCGUGGACAGACUGUCUGGGAGGGCAAGACAGUCAAGCUGCACUGCACUGUGGCUGGAUGGCCUAAACCUAGGGUUGCUUGGUACAAAAACAAUGUGCUCAUUGAUGCCAAGGCCCAUCCUGAGAAGUACACCACCGAGAGCAAUUACAACAUGCACUCCCUGGAGAUCAAGAACUGUGAUUUCCUCGACACCGCUCAGUAUCACAUCUCUGCCCUCAAUGUGAAAGGGAACUCCUCUGCUGUGGCCUCUAUUGUUGUCAAAAGGUACCAGGAGGGCAAGGAAGCAGGCCCACUUGAUCCUAAACCACAUGGUUACAGCCCUGAACAUGGUGUCACCUUUGAAACAACCAUCAUUGACAAAUUCGAAGUGGCCUUUGGCCAUGAAGGCGAGACACUGAGUCUGGGCUGCACUGUCAUCAUUUAUCCCACUGUGAAAAAUUACCAGCCAGAAGUUGUGUGGUACAGAAAUGCUGUCCCCUUGAAGCCCUCCAAAUGGGUGCACACCCACUGGUCUGGGGAUCGUGCCACACUCACACUUGUUCACCUCAACAAGGAAGAUGAGGGCAUGUACACCCUGCGCGUCAACACCAAAUCUGGCUUUGACUCCUACUCUGCUUAUGUGUUUGUCAGAGAUGCCGAUGUGGAGGUGGAGGGGGUUCCCGUGGCCCCCCUGGAUGUGCGCUGUCAUGAUGCCAACAAGGACUAUGUGGUGGUGACCUGGAAGCAGCCAGCGGUGGAGGGCAGCAGCACCAUCCUGGGAUACUACAUCGACAGGUGCGAGGUUGGCACACACCACUGGGCUCAGUGCAAUGACGUCCCAAUCAAGUACGCCCGCUUCCCCGUCACAGGACUGGUGGAGGGGCAUUCUUACAUCUUUAGGGUGCGGGCCUUGAACAAGGCAGGAGUCAGCCGUCCAUCCCGUGUCUCUGAUGCCGUGGUUGCUAUGGAUCCGUCUGACAGAGCCCGACUCAGAGCUGGCCCCUUAGCUCCUUGGACUGGGAUGAUCAAGUUUACAGAGGAAGAUCCCACUGUGGGUGUUGUCCCCGGAGAACCCUCUGAUGUUGUGGUUACCGAGGCAACCAAGAGCUACGUGGUGCUUGCGUGGAAGCCCCCAAUCCAGAGAGGUCAUGAAGGAGUCAUGUAUUACAUUGAGAAGUGUAUUUCAGGGACCGACACCUGGCAGAGGGUGAACACUGGCAUGCCAGUCAAGUCUCCCCGCUUUGCCCUGUUUGACCUGGCAGAGGGUAGAUCCUACAGCUUCCGUGUGCGCUGCUGCAACUCCGCCGGUGUGGGCGAGGCCUCUGUGUCCACAGAGGAGAUCACGGUUGGAGAUAAACUGGACCUGCCCUCCACUCCGGGCAAUCCAGUGGCCACCAGGAACACCGACACCUCAGUGGUGGUCCACUGGAGUGCCUCUAAGGAAGUCAGACACCUGGCUGGCUACUAUAUUGAAUAUAGCGUGGUGGGCACCGAGGAGUGGAUGCCUUGCAACAACAAACCUGUCAAGCAGACCAGGUUUGUGUGCCACGGCCUGAUCACCGGGACAAACUGCGUGUUCAGGGUCAAGGCAGUCAACGCUGCUGGAUACAGCCAGAGCUCCCCCGUCUCUGAUCCCGUGAUUGUGAAGGCUGCCAUCUCCGUCCCUGGAAAGCCCACUGGUGUGACCCUGGUGGAGGCUGUGAAGGACUACAUGGUGCUGGCCUGGACUGAGCCUGCUAACAAUGGAGGAGCUGAUAUCAGGGGAUAUUUUAUAGACUACAGGACUGUGAAGGGAGGCGUUGUUGGGAAAUGGCAUGAAAUGAACCACAAGGCAUUGACUUCUACCUCCUAUAAAGCUGAGAACCUGAAGGAGAACAUCUUCUACCAGUUCCAAGUGCGUGCUAUAAACAUGGCCGGUGUGAGUAAAGCCUCUCUGUCUAGUUCAACUCUGGAGUGCAAGGAGUGGACCAUCACUGUGCCAGGUCCUCCUGUUGGUCUGCAUGUGCUGGAAGUCCGUGACACCUCCGCCGUGAUCCUGUGGGAGCCACCUGUAUUCAGUGGCCGCACUCCUGUCAACGGCUACUACCUGGACCUCAAGGAGGCCUCUGCCGGAGACGCAGGCUGGAAGGCUGCUCAUGAGAAGGUCAACAGGAUGAAAUACAUGAAGGUGACGGGGCUGAAGGCUGGUACAUCCUACGUCUUCCGCGUGCGUGCACAAAAUCUUGCUGGAGUUGGAAAGGCCUCAGCAGCCUUAGGUCCAAUCCUGGCCCAGACUCGCCCUGGCACCAAAGAUAUUUAUGUGGAUAUCGAUGAUGAUGGCGUGAUCUCUAUGAUCUUUGAGUGCUCUGAGAUGAAGGAGGGCUCUGAGUUUAUUUGGUCCAAGAACUACCAGGCUAUCACAGACACCUCUCGUCUGACUAUUAUCAAUGAAGGUGGCAAGUCCAGAGCUAUCUUCAACAGCCCCUCUCUGGAGGAUCUGGGCACCUUCUCCUGUGUGGUCACCAACACUGACGGCGUCUCCUCCAGCUACACGCUCACCGAGGAAGGUCUCAAGCGUCUUCUGGACCUCAGCCAUGAACACAAGUUCCCUGUUAUUCCCUUCAAGAAUGAAAUGGCCAUGGAGUUGCUUGAGAAGGGUCGCGUGCGAUUCUGGACUCAGGUGGAGAAAUGCACCUCCGCCUGCAAAGUGGAGUAUGUCUUUAACGAUGCCAUCAUUACUCAUGGACAGAAAUACACAAUGAGCUUCAACCAAUCCACCGGCAUCAUUGAAAUGUUCAUGGACUCUCUGGAGGUCACUGAUGAGGGAACGUUCACCUUUAACCUGGUGGAUGGCAAGGCUAAGGGUACAACCAGUCUGGUGCUCAUUGGAGAUGAGUUCAGGGAGCUUCAGAAGAAAUCUGAAUUUGAGAGGGCAGAAUGGGUCAGGAAACAAGGUCCUCACUUUGUCGAGUACCUCAGCUUUACUGUUACUCAAGAGUGUGAUGUGCUGUUGAAAUGCAAGAUAGGAAAUGUCAAACCAGAGACCGAGAUCACCUGGUCUAAGGACAGCAUUGAGAUUGCCGAGAGUGAUGAUGCCGCUAAGAAAAUUGAGAGGAAGGACAGCGAGCUGACCUUUAAUAUUGGAAAGUGGGUUAUUAAGCAGGAGAAACCGAAUGAAAAAGAAAGAAAAAAGCCAACUGCCAUGGAUGACCCCCCGCCGCCAAGACCCAAAAUUUCCAAGUCGGAUAUAGGUGUUUACGAUGUCUACCUGACUGAUGACAGAGGCAGAGACAAGAGCACCUUCAAUCUGACGGAUGCAGGAUACCAGGCUGUAAUGAAUGAGCUGUUCAGGGUUAUUGCCAACUCCUCCUCUGAAAUCAGUGUCAUGAGUACUGAACAUGGCAUCAUCCUCUACUCCAUGGUCACAUAUGGCCACGAGGAUCUGCGUGUCGGUUGGCUCCACAAAGAUGGGAAGAUUGCUGCCUCAGAGAGAGUUAAGUCUGGACUCACAGGAGAGCAGAUUUGGCUUAAGAUCAAUGAGCCCACGGAGAAGGACAAGGGCAAAUACACCAUGGACAUCUUUGAUGGCAAGGACGGUGUGAAGAGAGUCUUUGAUCUGUCUGGCAAGGCAUGGGAAGAGGCAUUUGAAGAAUUCCAAAGGCUCAAGGCGGCAGCAAUCGCAGAGAGAAAUCGUGCUCGUGUUGUUGGAGGCUUGCCAGACGUGGUUGCUAUCCAAGAGGGCAAGUCCCUGAACCUGACUGGCAAUGUCUGGGGCGAGCCUACACCUGAGGUGAGCUGGACGAAGAAUGACAAGGAGCUGGUAUCUGACGAGCGCUACAAACUCAAGUUCGAGCACGGCAAGUUUGCCAGCAUCACAAUCGCCACCGUCACCACGACUGACUCUGGCAAGUACGCCCUCCACGUCAAGAACAAGUAUGGUGCAGAAGCUGGCGAGUUCACCGUCAGUGUCUACAACCCAGAGGAUGAGGAGAUCAAAGAGGAGAAGAAAUGAAGUAGAAAAGAUGAAUGACUGGGCCAUCUCCAAAGCAUUUUACCCCGGCACAUGCCGGUGCACCGAGCAGUUUGAAUAAAUGAUUAAUACAGCUGCUUCCUCCUGAGUCUUUAAUGUGCUGGGCUAAAGAGCUUUGGGCAUUGCUCGUUGAGGAAGCACUCAAUGAAUGUGAUACAGAGAGGAUAAUUGUGUGCUUGUAGUUGCUUGACAUGUCUUCUGUCCCUUCUGGCCACUUUCAGCAGUAAAUGUUAUGUUUAACCAGAGCUGCUAUAAAUCCUUGUUUCAAUAAUGAAGGCCAGCCAAAGCAAAACAAUUUUCUUAUACUAAUACAGUAUUACAUUGGAAAACCUUUGACCUCUGACACCAAGUCAUGCCUGAGGUUUAUACACUGUAACAAAAAUAAAGGAAAAAUAAUAUGUGA